UUUAAUUUUCCCGUUUGAAGUUUGAAGAGUUUUAUGUCAUUAUUAUAGUAGGAAAAAAGAAAGAAAAAAAAAAUAAAUUACAGGGGUUUAUUGGCUUGGAAAUCUCUGCCGCUCUCUACCUGCAACAAUCUUUACAACAAUUUUGUCCGUUCAGGUCACACGUCACUGCUUAGAAUGGGAAGCAAAGGUCGAAUCCCACCCCCUCAUCUAAGGCGUCCUCUCCCAGGCCCUGGCAUGGUGCACGCUGACCAAUUUGGUCCAGGAAUACUACCCCCACCAGGUCCUUUUCCACAUUUUGAUAUGUUGCCACCCCCAGAAAUUAUGGAGCAAAAGCUUGCUGCACAGCAUGUGGAGAUGCAGAGACUUGGUACAGAAAACCAGAGGCUUGCUGCUACACAUGGGACCUUGAGACAGGAACUUGCUGCUGCACAGCAUGAGUUGCAGAUAUUGCAUGCUCAGAUAGGAGCCAUAAAAUCUGAUAGAGAACAACGAAUGAGGAGCCUUACGGAUAAGAUAGCUAAGAUGGAAGCUGAACUGCAAGCAGCCGAGCCUGUUAAGGUAGAGUUGCAGCAGGCACAUGCUGAAGCUCAGAAUUUGGUUUUAGCAAGGGAAGAACUUAUGUCCAAAGUGCAUCAAUUAAAUCAAGAUCUUCAGAGAGCCCAUGUAGAUGUGCAACAGAUACCAGCUCUGAUGGGUGAACUUGAGAGCCUCAGACAGGAAUAUCAGCAUUGCAGGGCUACUUUUGACUAUGAAAAGAAAUUUUACAAUGAUCACCUAGAAUCACUUCAGGUGAUGGAGAAAAAUUAUAUGACCAUGGCUAGGGAAGUGGAGAAGCUUAGAGCGGAGCUGCUGAAUGCCGCUAAUGUUGACAGAAGAACUGUUGGGCAAUACGGUGGUGCCACAGGAAACAAUGAGAAUGAGGCUUCUGGACAUCCUGUGGGACAAAAUGCAUAUGAAGAUGGUUUUGUUAUUCAUCAGUAUAAGGACACACUGCAGUCGAGUCCUUCCCACUCCUCUGCCUACUUUGUAAGACAUGGUUCUCUCCCAUCUGCUGCUACCGGUGCAAAUGCAGGUGUUGGUGCUGCUGUUUAUGUUGGGGCUCAGUCUGGACCUGCUCCUAGAAGGACUGGGUACGAGGUGCCUAGAGGACCUGCAUAUGACACAUCAAAAGGACCUGGUUAUGAUGCGUCAAGAGGGCCUGGUUAUGAAUCACAAAGGGGCCCCAGUUAUGAUGCACAGAGAGGAUCUGGUUAUGAUGGUCAAAGAGGCCAUGCCUAUGAUGCACAAAGAGGAGGUGGCUACGAAACUCAAAGAGGAUCUGUAAAUGAUGCAUCCAGGGGUGCAACCUAUGAUGCACCAGCUAGAAGUCUUGCUGUGCCACAUGGACAAGCAGCUCCCCAAAACAAUGGACCAUAUGGAUCUGCAACACCUCCUGCGCGUACUGGAAGUGGGUAUGAGGCACCAUCUAGAGGUGGAAAUCCUGUUAGGAGAUGAGCAUUAUACACCGGACUGGUAUGAAUAUCAUUCUACAUUUUCUCAGAGAUAGUAGCUAGUCAUGAGUCUCAUGACAAUUUUCUCUGCUCUCUAAUUGUUUGAUAUAUGUACUUCUAUUGAAGGAAGUGUGCUAUUAUUUUUGUCUCGGCUGGAGCUGAGUGCUAGAGUGCACUGACCCUGUGCUAUUAAGCUUAAGAGUCUUGAAAGAUGAUGAGCUAGUUUUAUCCGCCAUUGGAUCGAGGUUAUAGCUUUACUUCAAUUUUUAUAAUAAAAUCAGUCGGAUUGAAAAUGUGAAUUCAUGUUA
Molecule: messenger RNA, 1798 nt
Organism: Theobroma umbraticum
Lineage: Eukaryota; Viridiplantae; Streptophyta; Magnoliopsida; Malvales; Malvaceae
Product: protein FLX-like 2
Source: RefSeq, a predicted model, not a curated record